Penicillium macrosclerotiorum is the source of this 1860-nucleotide messenger RNA. RefSeq names its product acetyltransferase SAS4-like domain-containing protein. Gene Ontology annotation, molecular function: histone acetyltransferase activity. The transcript is spliced from 3 exons. Bases 1 to 1860 code for a protein of 619 amino acids. NCBI's taxonomy places the organism in Eukaryota, Fungi, Ascomycota, Eurotiomycetes, Eurotiales, Aspergillaceae. Gene Ontology annotation, cellular component: SAS acetyltransferase complex. The record is from RefSeq and is a predicted model, not a curated record.
AUGGCCCUUCUGUCGCGGUCGUCCCUUCGCGGCUCUGUGCGACGGAACCCCGACCCUGCGCACAACGACGGUCAGGGUCCGCCGAUGAAGAAACAGCGAACCCUGCAUGACCUGUGGCCGCGUCGCCGGCAGAGUUCGCCUGACUGCCUUGACACCACUACGCCGGACGAGAGCCGGAGCUCCGGCAGAGCUCGACACGCCAAUCCCCCUCCCUUGAAGCCGACGCGCCCUCGUCCCUCCUCCCGUCGCACUCGUCGCCGGUCCUCCUCGGUGGACUCGAUCGCGUCGGACCAUCAAUUGGCCACGCCUGGCCAUCCUCGCGUCCACGGCAAUGGGGCCGUCAAGAAACUCCGGGGCUCUCCCGACCCAUUGGACAUGAUAUCGCCGGUAGCAAUCAACCCAGCACCCCGGGCGCGUCCCGACGCCUCGGCCUCGACGGCGGAUGGGGCGAAGCCGACGAUAUCCCCCACUGUGGCGCGCAAGGCCAGACGCGGCGACCUUGGAGGCGAAGGACAUUCAGAGGCGUCUGAUACGGUCAAGAGGGAGAGCAAACAUGCGGCAUUGGAGAAAUCAGCCGAGCCUAUCUCGGUCGAGGCGACGCGGUCGCAACGAACGCUCAAGGGCGAUCAGACCGCGCACGAAGCGCCAGCAACGGUCACUGAGCGGACAGGCACGGAGAGGCGAUCACUUCGCUCGGCAGACACGGCAGCUCGAUGCAAGAGCGAGCUGGCUCAAUAUUUUCAUAAUUAUGAACAAAUUAUCAGCCUGGAGGACCCUAAGCCUGAACUUCUUGCCGCAGCCACAAUUGUCACCCUUGUAGAUGACCUACCCGAACCAUUACCCCUUUCCUCUACCCCAAACCCCACGCCGUUUGGCAAUCCACUCGAAAAACUCUAUGACUGUCAAGCCAUCACGCUUCCGGAGCCCGCGUCAAGCUCGCUGGGGAUUGAUCCGCUCAAUGAAGAAUUAUACUUCAAAGCGCACCGGAAGUUCGAGCGCCAGGAAAAACAACUGCGCAACAUUGAACGUGAUCGGGCACAGCAUGAGAAACAGCACGUCGAACGGCUCCUGGAUGAACUACGCGGCCAAGAUUGGCUCCGUGUGAUGGGCCUUGUAGGCGUGCACGACAGUGAAAAGAAACUGUAUGAGCCGAAACGGCAGAUCCUUAUGGAUGAAUUGGUCGCCCUUGUGACCAAAUUUCAAGUCUGGAGGGACGAGGAGAGAAAACGCAAGCUGGCUAAGGAGAAGAAUCUACCCGUGGCCGAUGCUGAAGCCGAGUCUCAUGCACCCUCCCGACACUCUCGCAAACGCUCCCGAGCCGCCGAAGAGCUGGAUGAAGACAGCUCUCCGUUGCCCCCCACCCCCAGCACUCCCGACCCCAGCGACGUCGACGCCUGGGCCGCCCGCCAGCUGCACCAGGAAACGCGCUCCGCGUUCGACGCCAAACGGCGCAAAUCCGUCUCAGAGAGCCGGAAGCCCCGGCCCAACCGCCCAGAUGACGACGAUCUGGCGGCCUCAGCAAACGAGACCAAAAGCUCGGCCAAACGACCGAAGAACCCACCCGUCACUCAACCUGCCCGAUCCCCUUCCCCGCCUGCUCCUGUCCCGAUCUUCUAUCCUCCUCCCCCAGACAAACCCUUCACUUCAUUCUUCGAACAUCCGCAUCUGCGCGAGAUGGCCCUCGCCGAUGCCAGUGGUCCCCGUAGCGAUCGCACGCACACCCUCCUCGCCUUUGGCCAUCCAAUGCCCAGUACGGAGGAACGUGAUUUCGAGCCUCCGGCUGAGCUGAUCACCGAUGAAGCCAUCCAGUCGUCACAGCGGCAGCGACGGAGAUUGAAGCGACGGAGUGGAGUCAAUUGA